This is a messenger RNA of Gloeophyllum trabeum ATCC 11539, 3255 nucleotides long. Its product is annotated as DH domain-containing protein. Lineage: Eukaryota; Fungi; Basidiomycota; Agaricomycetes; Gloeophyllales; Gloeophyllaceae. Bases 118 to 3255 code for a protein of 1045 amino acids. Gene Ontology annotation, molecular function: guanyl-nucleotide exchange factor activity. The record is from RefSeq and is a predicted model, not a curated record. The transcript is spliced from 6 exons. Gene Ontology annotation, biological process: positive regulation of Rho protein signal transduction.
CGUUGCAUGGACCAGCCUGCCCGCACGGCCUACACGUUCCUUCUGCUUACUCUCAUCGUUGCUGCGCCUGUUCGCCGUACAUAUUCCUGAGCGGCGCGCAACGCCCCCCAGCUCGCCAUGAAGGCGCUUUUCAACCGAUUCAACAGGAGCAUCACCAGGGAGAAGGAUCGCGAGCCCGCCAAAGACGAUAGUUACCCCUUCAAGAAGGAGAAACUACCAGCGCUCCCCCCUUUGCCGGAAUGGCCGCCUGCACAACCUGCGACGGGCACGCCCAAGUCGGUGGACUCGCGCAAACCUCUGCCCGACAUCGGAACACGCGCUUUACCCCCUGUUGACCAACCUAUACGCUCCCUAUCGACCGAUUCUUCCGCGACCGGUACCACUACUACCCACCAGUCCUCAACUCCUACUGCCAACGGAAGCGUCAACACGGCUGCUGGUAGCAGUGAUGCCCCGAAGAAGGUAGCCUUUCUGUCGCCUCCGCCUACUCCCGGACCUUCAGGCGAUCGCGCGUUGCCCGCUGAUGCACCUGCGAACGGCGCGACAACAGGCGCUCCGCUGAAAACAACUGUAUCGCGUUUCCAGGCCGCACAUGGCAAGGAUCCUCGUGGAUCUACAUCUACAUCCGCAUCCGCGUCCAAGACAGACGUUAGCAAAGCCACGAGUAGCGCGGCCAAACCCACGUCCACGCGGUCGGCGACAUCCCCUUAUCCCAAGGUUGCUGGAGAUGCAGCCUCCCUUCACCAGUCACUUCGCUCCGGUACACCAUAUUCACAGAUGACUGGGAACAGUAGCCGUAUCUUAGCCGUGUCGUCCUGGAGCGAGGGAGCGGAAGAGGAUCUGGUCACGAACCUGGGGCCCAGGGAACGUACCAGGCAGGAAGUCUUAUGGGAGAUAGUAGCGAGCGAGGAGAGAUAUGUGAACGAACUGGUGAAGUUGAAGGAGACUUUCAUCGAACCUCUCCUGCAUCCUUUCUCGACAUCACCCGUGACAUCACCGACACCCCUGGAGCUGGAUGACUACCCCCGUUUCGACUCUCCCCAGGAAUCCCUUGACCAUCUUCCCAUCGCAGCACGUUUUCUCUCGCCGAUCGGCUUUCGUUCGGAAACACCGACGGCAGUGCCGCCAACCAUUACACCGUCGAACAGCAGGGAUGGCAAGGACCAUCCCAAUAUCGACGGUGAAUCCCUAGAUACCGAUGAAGAGGACGAGGUCGAUGACCGCAUGGGCAAAUCGUUCCACUCACCCUCGUCGCGAAAGCCUUCAAACAGUACGAACCCCGCAUCGAAGCUUAAUCAUCCACGAUCCCCUUAUGGCACCACUCGGACAGCUUCAGGGGGACGCGGGCCAGCCGCGGUAGUGCCAUUCCCAUCCCGGUCGCACCAGUCGCUACCUGCCCCUCCUCGCACAAAUCCCAACGCAGCGUCUACGCAGUCCCUCGGCAGGCAAUCCUUUGUAGGUCAGUCGGAGAAAGAGAAAGAGCAGGAGCGCAAGAAUGCUACUGGCUCCAAAGGGGUUCUUCGUAAACUAAAGAAGAGCUCCACGUCUCCCGACAGUAUUGUCAUUGAGGGCGCAGUCCCUCCUCAUCAGCUACCGGAGGACUUGAGACGAUGUCUCGAAGUGAUCGAGUCAAGCAUCAUCGAGGGUCAUCAGAAGCUGAGUGAAGGCCUGCGAAAGAGGUACGACGAACAGUAUCCCCUCGUGCGGUCUCUCGCAGACGUAUUUGUGUCAAACUCGCAUAUCCUUCAUGGCUAUGCCCAAUACGUUCUGCACCUUGAGCGAGCGUUGGAGCAGGUGGACAACGCGUUGUCCACGGCCUAUGCCACGAAGAAGCCCAAGAAACAGGACGCAAACGAUUGGCUCAAAGUCUGCAGGUACCUUCAGAAGCUGGAAGAGACAGCCGCGGAUAAGGGCGAGACUGGUCUCGCCAUUUCGUUGUCCAAGCCAUUCCAACGGUUGCUGAAAUACCCCCUGCUCUUCCAAAACCUCCUUUUCCACACGGAUCCGAGUACGUUUGAAUACGAAAGUACGCUCCAAAUGGUGGCAGAAGUCGAGACUAUCGUGCGAAGUAUCGAAGACGAGAAGAUACAGAAGGAGGAGAGGGACAAGACGCGAGAUGUGUUUGCACGUAUAGAAGGCCUCGAGAAAGUCAAGCAAUUGGCGGCUCCGAAGCCUUCGCGGGUGCUCGUUGAAGAGCGGCAGUUGAUGCCAUCUCAGGAACAAGGUGGUUCACCAGCUCCUGGCAAGACCCCGGGGUCGCCGCCCACGGCCAUGAACGGCAAGAAUGUGAAGGGCAAGACGUCGUUCAAGCGCCUCAGCGAUGUCUUACAGCCCAGUUCGAGUGGGAUAGGCGGAAAGAAGGACCUGUGGCUCGUCGUGUUCAAUGAUGUCGUACUCAGAUGUCAGAGGACCGGCACCACAUCGUUACCAUUGGUAGCCGCAACGAAUUCCAGGGUGAAUUCAUUACCGGACUUGCAGGGCAAGGCAAAGUACGCGACUACCGGUCGAAGGGGCUCUCACACGAAACCGAGGAAUUUGUACAAAUUCAUCAAGAUCGAGACAUGGGAUAUCGGCCAUGUUGUUCAACCUCGCGAGGGUGUGGUAGCAAUGGAAGAUGUUGUGCGAUCUAAGGCACAGUACCAUUCAGGCGUACCACAGCCAAGAAUCGUGCCAAUGCCAGACGAUGAUGAGGAUAGGGCUAUGGACUCGGAUGAUUCGGAUAGGAAGAGCAAAAUGAGUUUCUCUUACUGGGGCGCGGACAAGAUCACCAUUCAAAAACCGGUCGUCAAGCCGAAACCUGCGGCUCCCGCGGGAGCGCGAAGAGCUUCACCGGCGAUGUCAACAGCUUAUGCAAGGGAAUCGUCUGCCAAUGCCAAGUUUGGCACGCGAUUAAUGGACACGGCGAACCCAGCACGUCCGGCUAGUCGUCGUACGCAAGGUACCCCUGCUGGUCGCACUACCCCAUCUGCUCGCCGACAACCUCAAUCGGACGAAGGCCAUUCUGCUAAGGCGACCGUGACACGGGAUCCAGGGAGGCCGGCGUGGGUAGGCACUGGCAGCUCUCGGGCGAACACGUCGACGCCAACUGCGGCUAAACGUACCCGGAACAUAUCGCAAACAAGCGCAGCCACGAAAGCGACGGUCACGUCCAACAACAAAUCUCUGGCGUCUCCUGCUCCGUCAGAAGACUCGGGAGUGGGAAUGUAUCGCCAGAUCAUAGCCCAGAAUCCGUCUUUGACCCGCCUGGACACAUAG